Messenger RNA from Ostrea edulis (European flat oyster), 2869 nucleotides. RefSeq lists its product as uncharacterized. Bases 72 to 2066 code for a protein of 664 amino acids. The record is from RefSeq and is a predicted model, not a curated record. The transcript is spliced from 15 exons. NCBI's taxonomy places the organism in Eukaryota, Metazoa, Mollusca, Bivalvia, Ostreida, Ostreidae.
AUCCGAUACCGUACUGAUGAAACUGGCCUCAUCGACAACCUUUGGACAUUAGGAGGUAUUAGAGUCAGAAAAUGGAGGACAGAAACGCGUUCUGGUUAAGGUGUGUGGUUUUGAUUAUAAGUGUGUGUUGGAUCUCAGCUGACGUACCUUUACACGGCCUGGACACAAGUGUAUGUAACCCAGCCACAUUAACCAAUACCGGUACUAAAACGAAACCGACAUUAUCCACAACAUACAGUGUAAAUAUAGAGUGCAACUUCCAAGAUAAGAAACAAACUAUUGAUAUCAAAGAAUAUUAUGAUUACCCUAACCAGAGAGCGGCUGUUGUGGAGCACGAGGUUGGUCUAGUCGCUAAAGGUCUUUAUUCCUAUACAACUAACCAACUCUUCACGAUUGAGGACCAACUCAAAACAUGCAGUGUGGCGCAGAUAUCCACAGACAAAUCGGACAACUGGCUCUUUGGCUCUCAGACAAGCAGUACCAACCCUAAUGUAACUAAGAUGUACAGUGCCUACGGCGCGCUCCAUUUUGGCGGAAACCAGACGGAGCAAUAUAUGGGCACCACAAAAGUUCGAGGAAUGUUAGUGGAUCAUUGGCAAUCAUGUCUUUACUGGUCAAACAUGGACGCCACUAUGAAGGUCGACUGGUAUUUCACAGCGGAUGGCUGGAAUACCGCCAUUCAGUCCAAAGUUCCGGUCCGCGCUGUUGUGAUCGGUAACGUUUGGGACGUAAACGGAAAUGUACGUUCACCCCGUCCUAUUAACCACACCUACGAAUUUGCUGAAUACAGGACUCAAUUUUCGGAUUUGACUAAUCUGGCUGAUGUUUUUGAGACGCCAUCAGGGUAUGUUUGCCCGGGAAGAAAAGACACAAAACCUGUCCCAACACCAUCCAACUAUUUCCGGUUUACUUCAGAAAUUUUGAAUCCUGGAAAGAAAUCGAUUGGAUUUAUUAAAGAAUGGUACGACUUCAACAUGAGUUUGGUGAGAUACGACUACAAACCAAAUCCCUUAUCCUUUAAUCCCUAUGGCCUUGAUAAACUGUCCGAAGUCCACGACUGGAAUGAGGGCGUGGCCUACAGAAUGGAUGCCAAACGCGGAAACUGCACAGUCACCACUAUAGCUGGUAGUGAUUUUGACGCCCAUUCCCUGGACGCUGCCACUGUUAGAAUACGUACGGCCAAGGAAUUUUUCUACUUCGACAAGACACAGUAUGCUUACGAGGGCGUGAAAAAAGCACGUGGUGUAGAUUGUGAUGUAUGGAUAGCCACAAGAAAUGAUUGGCCAGUGGGAGGACCUGUCAAAAGCACGUGGGAGUGGUAUUUUGCUGUGAAUGAUUGGGUUCAGAGCACGGGACACACGUAUGACUUUGGAAUGCCUAUUCAGAUGAAACUGAACACGGAUGAAAUAUCAUUCACUUAUAACAUCUAUAACUAUGAUGAAGAACAGCCCAGCAUUUUUGACUUCGACAUUUCAACGUGCUUCAAUUACACACAGAAAAGAGAUUUUACCUUCAAAAUUAACGCAAUUUACCAGAAUACAGUGGGAAAGAAUUUACAACUGUUCAAAUAUGAAGUUCUUCUGACAGUUCACAAGUGGACGAAUCUCUCACCUCUCAGAAUCCAGGAAAUUAAGGUUGACUAUGACACAACUUCCGUGAUUGUUACGUUAACCAUCCUGGGAGGGUCCCCGAUAAAUGGUGACGUCCCAAACCCUAAGGCUCAAGUGGAUCUCGAUCAGGCUGCCACCUUACUAAAUGACGCCAUUAACAAAGGGAGUUUCCAGAUACCUGUCGACAUUACAAACCUAGGGAAUCCAAUCAUAUUACAGGCCCGUCCAUAUACCCUGACUACCAGUCAGAACACUUUCGUACCAGAAUACUACGUAGCACCGGCCCCUUCCAAGACAACGUACUCAGGAGGUCAAAUGGCGGGACUCGGGGUCGGGAUGCUGGUAUUCGCCUUCAUUCUAGUGUUCGUGGCCGCGACUGUCUACUUCAAAAAAUUCAACACCUCGUCUUCCAAACAGACCGUUUCAGUGGAAAACCCUUCAUAUAACAAGGAUUAAACAUCAUUCUGUCAUUUUUACAUCAUUUCCGGUUUUACAAUGUGGAUCUGGUGUUGGGUAUGUGCUGACAAAAGUGAACUAAUGUCUUGAGAGAUAUAUGUAAUUUUCAGAUACAACAUUGUCGGUAAGGUUUGGUUGAUUUCAUUUUCCUACUCAUCAGCUGUAAGAAAACUCGCGGGGAAACGUCACAGAUCGUUAUUAGAUGUUUGUCCUUGCUUAACGAUGAAAUGGACCAAUUAAAAUUGGUGUUGCGUUUAAACUAUCAUGACGCUAUCUGUCAUCCGAAAUAAAUUAGCACGUCAGUCGUGUGUGCCUUUGCUGUUUUUAGUUGAUGUUGGUUUUUAAACUGUAUAUCCUUGAUAUGUACACUGUAACAUUCAGAUCGUCAUUAUUGUUUUAAUAAAUUUCCUGAGUUAGUACAUGUACAACAAAUUAGCAUUGAGCGAUGAAAGGUAAUAUACUGUGAUCGGCUUUUUCUGAUCAGCGGUAUUUGCCUAUUUAAGGACGGGUCCUCGGUGAGUUUGUCUGUGGGUGAUUAUUAGGAAGACGAAGGCAACCAUCGGUGUCUGACGACGUUGUAGCAAUAUUAAAUGUAUUUAAGUGCAGAAAAGAGGAAUAUUCUCAUAUUGAUUUAUCUGAUACAAAAUAUAAGAGACGAUGCAUUGUGUGUCAGAUCUCUGAGGACGUAAACAGCUUUUGUCCUGGGGUGUGUGUGUGUGUGAUCUGAACCGUCAGAUUUAAGUUUUCAUCGUGUAUUUAUUAUUUCUAUGUAUUCAUGAAUGAAAUAAAAGAUGUCAUCUGUA